AUGCUUGUCUCCGGAAUUGCAGAGCCGCUGACGAAUGUGUGUAUAACAAGCUGCCCAGAUAAUACAAAACUAUUUCUCCGUGAGACUGCAACAGUCUGUAUUGCUUUAUUCUUGUUCGAACAACCAUUAUGUAACACCCAACUGGAAGGAUCUGGACUGUGCAAAAGGAAUAACGGAACAUUGACUGGUCCAGCUAACAGUGAUGAAUACGAUUAUAUACAAGGCUAG
This is a messenger RNA of Caenorhabditis remanei, 228 nucleotides long. RefSeq lists its product as uncharacterized. NCBI's taxonomy places the organism in Eukaryota, Metazoa, Nematoda, Chromadorea, Rhabditida, Rhabditidae. The transcript is spliced from 2 exons. The record is from RefSeq and is a predicted model, not a curated record. The coding region runs from base 1 to 228 and encodes 75 amino acids.